AUGUUUAACCAAUUAGGCGGGGGUUCGAGCAACCCUAACAAGGAUUUAGAAGUCAUGUCGCCACCAGACGACACUGUCUCGGCACUUGAAUUUUCACCACCUUCGUUACAGCAGACAUUCCUUAUCGCCGGCAGCUGGGACUGUCGGGUGAGAUGUUGGGAAGUAGAGGCAUCGGGCAAGACAGUGCCCAAAGCGGCACAAGCUAUGGAAGGACCAAUACUAGAUGUGGCAUGGCAUGAUGAUGGAACAAAGGUGUUCAUGGCAUCUACAGACAAGAGUGUCAAGUGCUGGGACCUAGCCUCGAAUCAAACAGUACAGGUGGCAGCUCACGAGGCGCCGGUCAAGACAUGCCACUGGAUCAAGGCGCCCAACUACACGUGCCUCAUGACGACCUCAUGGGACAAGACCAUCAAGUUCUGGGAUACUCGCAGCUCCGUGCCCAUAAUGAACAUGAAUCUGUCUGAACGCUGUUAUUGUGCUGAUGUGGAUUACCCAAUGGCGGUGGUGGGCACUGCAGAUCGAGGUAUUUGCCUUUACUCAUUGGAGGGCAAGCCGGCCGAGUACAAGCGCGUGGAAUCACCCCUUAAGCACCAGCAUCGCUGUAUCGCCAUCUUUAAGGAUAAGAAGACCAAACAGCCCACUGGCUUCGCCCUGGGUUCUGUUGAAGGCAGGGUGGCAAUACAGUAUGUCAAUCCUACUAACCCAAAAGACAACUUCACAUUUAAGUGCCACCGACCACCCGCCACCACUGGCGGAUACCAGGAUAUCUACGCCGUAAACGACAUUGCGUUCCAUCCAGCACACGGGACGCUGGCGACCGUGGGGUCAGAUGGCUCCUUCUCGUUUUGGGACAAGGAUGCGCGCACCAGACUUAAGUCCUCGGAGAUGCUAGACCAGCCACUUACCAAGUGCGCUUUCAAUCACAACGGACAGAUCUUCGCGUACGCCGUGGGGUACGAUUGGUCUAAGGGUCACGAGCACUUUAACCCUGCCAAGAAGAACUUUAUCUACCUGCGCGCGUGUUACGAGGACCUGAAGCCGCGAUCCACGUGA
Molecule: messenger RNA, 1053 nt
Organism: Arctia plantaginis
Lineage: Eukaryota; Metazoa; Arthropoda; Insecta; Lepidoptera; Erebidae
Source: the annotation of a GenBank genome assembly